Molecule: messenger RNA, 1167 nt
Organism: Lasiodiplodia theobromae
Lineage: Eukaryota; Fungi; Ascomycota; Dothideomycetes; Botryosphaeriales; Botryosphaeriaceae
Product: Integral membrane protein
Exons: 5
Coding region: 1-1167 (388 amino acids)
Source: RefSeq, a predicted model, not a curated record
AUGUCCGCCUCGGUGAAUCCGGACGACUACGAGCUCAACGAUGAGCAGAAACAUAUACGCGAGUCGAUGAUCGCAAUGUUCUGCGUGUCGGUCGUCUUCGUCGCGCUCAGGUGUUUCGUGCGGAUUCGACUGCAGUCGCAGUUCAGUACCGACGAUGGGCUGCUUCUGGUCGGCCUGGCCGGGUACCUCGUUAUGACUGUUAUGAUCGUACUCAGUAUUACCGAGGGUGGGUUUGGGAGGAAGACGGCAGAGCUAGCGAUUCAAACUUUCUACACGGGCGCUAAGUACCUGGUCAUGGCGCAGAUAACUUACACGCUGGCCAUGAUGAUUACGAAGCUGUCUAUUGCGCUAUUACAGUUGCGCAUCAUUGGCCAAGCCAGUGUGGCCAUGAGACGAAUCACCUUCGCAUCUAUUGCGGUGAACGUCAUCAUCGGCAUGUACGAGUUUUUUGCACUGCUGUUCCAGUGCACACCUCCCAAGAAGUACUGGACGCCGACCAUGACGACGGGUCGCUGCGCAGAUAGAAACGGCGUGGCGAUAGGCGUCUAUGUAUAUUCAGCCAUCAACCUGGUGCUAGAUUGGUACUACGCCCUCGCAUUAGCACCUAUGGUCUGGAAGCUCCAGAUGAGAACGAUAGUCAAGAUAUCGACCAUCUUCGUUCUAGGCAUGGGAGUCUUGUUUGUCUCCCCCUCUCCCCCCAGUGAGACAAAGCUAAACUUUGGCAGUGCGAGUGUAGCGAACAUUAUCCGGUUCAAAAGUCUAAUUGGCUAUGCCAGCGAAACCGAUGUCCUUUACAUAUUUAUUCCAAUUGGAAUCUGGACCUGGGCAGAAAUGUGUCUGGCCCUCAUUGCAGCGUCUGUUGCAACCUUCCGCCCUCUGAUCCGCCUUCUACCGUGGGCACAAUCUCACAACGGCUCGGACAAGUACGCGGGUAACAACACACCUUCACCUUUCACAACCUGGAAAACGUGGAGAACGCCUCGCCGGCGUCGGGAUCCUAUGGAGCUGUCGGACAUGGGCAUUACAAACGUGACGGUGCAGGAAGGAACCAUUUAUGCCAGCAACGAGCGUCAGGGGAACGGGGGCAUCAACGACGCGGAAAGCCAAAAGUACAUUUUGAAGGAGCAAGAGGUGGACGUACGAAGCGAGAGAUGGAAUAGGUUGUAA